GUGAAAAUCAAGAAGCCGAUCAAGACCAAGUUCCGCAUGCCGGUGUUCAACUGGGUCGCCCUCAAACCCAACCAGAUCAAUGGGACGGUCUUCAACGAAAUAGAUGACGAAAGGAUCCUGGAGGAUUUAAACGUGGAUGAAUUUGAAGAAAUAUUCAAAACAAAAGCCCAAGGUCCAGCCAUUGAUCUUACUUCAAGCAAGCAAAAGACAACUCAGAAAGGGUCAAACAAAGUCACGUUACUGGAUGCCAACAGGGCCAAAAAUCUUGCCAUUACUUUAAGAAAAGCUGGAAAGACGGCAGAUGAAAUAUGCAAAGCUAUUCACGUGUUUGACCUGAAAACGUUGCCGGUGGACUUUGUUGAAUGCCUCAUGCGGUUCCUGCCCACUGAGAACGAAGUGAAAGUGCUGCGGCUCUACGAGCGGGAAAGGAAACCCAUCGAGAACCUGUCCGACGAAGACCGGUUCAUGAUGCAGUUCAGCAAGAUUGAGAGGCUGAUGCAGAAGAUGACCAUCAUGGCGUUUAUAGGCAACUUUGCAGAAAGCAUCCAGAUGCUGACCCCGCAACUUCACGCAAUAAUAGCUGCGUCUGUCUCAAUAAAGUCAUCCCAAAAGCUUAAGAAAAUACUGGAGAUAAUUUUGGCUCUUGGAAACUACAUGAACAGCAGUAAGCGAGGAGCUGUGUAUGGAUUUAAGCUACAGAGUUUAGACCUGCUCCUAGAAACAAAGUCAACAGACCGAAAGCAGACCCUGCUGCACUAUAUUUCAAAUGUGGUCAAGGAGAAGUACCAGCACGUAUCCCUCUUUUACAACGAACUUCAUUACGUGGAGAAGGCUGCUGCAGUGUCUCUUGAAAACGUCCUCUUGGACGUGAAGGAGCUGCAGAGGGGCCUGGAUCUGACGAAGCGUGAGUACACCAUGCAUGACCACAACACGAUGCUGAAGGAGUUCAUUCAGAACAACGAAGGGAAGCUAAAGAAACUGCAGGACGACGCCAAAAUAGCCCAGGAUGCCUUUGAUGAUGCUGUGAAGUACUUCGGGGAGAAUCCCAAGACGACACCCCCCUCGGUCUUUUUCCCAGUGUUUGUCCGGUUCGUGAAGGCCUACAAGCAAGCAGAAGAAGAGAAUGAGUUGAGAAAAAAGCAGGAACAGGCCUUAAUGGAAAAACUUAUGGAGCAAGAAGCAUUGAUGGAGCAACAGGACCAAAAG
Pelecanus crispus (Dalmatian pelican) is the source of this 1206-nucleotide messenger RNA. The record is from RefSeq and is a predicted model, not a curated record. Lineage: Eukaryota; Metazoa; Chordata; Aves; Pelecaniformes; Pelecanidae.